Molecule: messenger RNA, 4006 nt
Organism: Acanthochromis polyacanthus (spiny chromis)
Lineage: Eukaryota; Metazoa; Chordata; Actinopteri; Pomacentridae
Product: doublesex- and mab-3-related transcription factor A1
Exons: 2
Coding region: 2560-3855 (431 amino acids)
Biological process (GO): sex differentiation; regulation of transcription by RNA polymerase II
Cellular component (GO): nucleus
Molecular function (GO): DNA-binding transcription factor activity, RNA polymerase II-specific; RNA polymerase II cis-regulatory region sequence-specific DNA binding
Source: RefSeq, a predicted model, not a curated record
UUCCAGAAUAUCUGGUUUUGUCUCCUUUUCCUCCUCGGGGUAUUACAAAAUAAGAGCAUCUCCAAAAGCUAAGAAUACAGCAACAUACACAUUUACACAGAAAGGAAAAAUAGCUGUAGCUGGUCCAUAUAAACUGGUCUGUAUAAAACAUCCAGGUGGGAGCAGCUUAAAGUGUCUGGAUAAACUUGCCAGCCACAAAUCCAAACAUCAAAUUCCACUUUACAGCGGAUGAAGCGAUAAAAACUGCGUGUGCGUCCACGCAGCAUCUACAUCACUGGCAUUUAUUUAUGUUUUCUGUGUUGAUGGAUGCAUUUCAGAUUGUCUUCCUGCGCUGCACAGCUGGAGUUAGUUUGUACCAACCCCUAUCUGCCAGAGACCAUAACUGUGGAACAUCUUUCUGCAAAUAGCAGAGCUGCUUCUCAAAGCCUCCUCUGUGAAAAAUCAUUAUCACGAUGCUUAAGCUUUGGUUUUGUUUGCAGAAAUGCCUGUAUACAAUGCAGUACUUCUGCACAAUUUAUUUGCACGUUACACAUGUGUACUCCAAAAAGUAAUUACUACAAAAUAAUUACAUGCACAAUUGCAAGAAAAACAAGAAGAUUUCUAAAUUUAGAUACACCUUUUAAGUUGCAAACAAUAUUUUGGUGUUGCUAAUUGCAUCAACUUAGUAUUUAAUGCUCACAUUUCUGCAUUCAUUGAUAGAAAACUUAACUCAAGUUGCACUAAGUUCAUGAAAUUAGCCUUACAAUUUAAAUUUUUACCAAGAUUGAGGGUUUGUUAUAACCUCAGAUUUGCUGAGUCUAUUACCAUUUUUUAAUCCUUUAUAUCCAUUUUUUUCUUUUGACAGCAAACAAUGUUUUUGCUGAUUCAAAUACAGUAAAAAAUAGUGUCCUUUUUAGGUCAAACACAUUCUGUUUUGACAGAACAGUGAAAAAACAGGAAAUUGUUUAACAAACUACAGCUAUAACCAUGAAUUUUUUUACAGCGUAUAAGGAUAAACAAAGUAAUUUCUUGUCAUAUAAAUGCCGAACAAUGCUCUGGUCGUCUCUUAGUGACUGACAUUGUGUUUGUGUUUGUCACAUUAUUCUCCACUUAUCCUUCUUGUAAUAACAGUAAAACAAUCUGCUGGCUGUAACUGGAGCCCGUUUCAGUGCGGAGACGUGAAUGAAACAUGUGACAUGCUGUGAUUGGUGGCUGUUUGUUGACAGAUGGCUCCUUUGUCAAGUUAAUUUCUUCAGCAGAAUAACCAGGUAGAUAAUUACCUGCUGCUUUGUGAUCAUUAGAGCCAUUGUUGUGUUAAAAACAUCCUCAUGCUGAAUAUUUGUCGCUCAGUGGGGAAACCAGAGGAGGUGAUUGCAUGAAGUCGACCUCAGGCAACAUGUUUGUCUUUUCUUCUUCUUUGGUUUGUGACAUGUUGAUCUAAUUCACUUCUUAUUUCUCAAACACCUCAUUACUGUAGAGAAAUCCCCUUGAAAAAACAGGUGAUAAUCUGGCAACAAAGCGCCAGAAAAACAUUAUUACAAACUGGAAUGUUGUAACAAACAACACAAAUAACAAUAACUGCGACUAUAUGUCAAAUAAUUACAGUUUUGGCUGAUUUAAGUACAGUAAACUACAAUUGUAUAGUCACACACUGUAAAAGAGCCUAAUUACUUUGUAAAAAAAUACUGAUUUUUUGACUUUAUUUUCAGUUUUUCCCCGUCUUUUUACAGGUUUUUGCAGUCAACAUGUGAAUUAUUUGCCUUUUUCUGUGACUUGAAAUGUUCUGAAUUAUGUUUGAAUAAUUAUUUACAAUUUUUCUAUCCUUAAUGUAGAGUAUUUUUUAAAACGACGGCAAAUAUCCGUAAAAUAAUAUAAAAAAAUACAGUUUUUGAUGUGCACAUUAUGUAGAGUGUUGUAAACUGUCUUUGCCUGCAUUUAUAUAAAUAAUUAACAUGGAAAUUAGUAUUUUUUUCAGUAAUUUUUGGAUUUAUCUAUACAAAUUGAAAAAAAUCGUAAAAUAACAACAAAAAGAAUUGUACCAUUUUUCAGUUCUUAUGUGUACUUUUUCUCUCGAAUAACAGCAAAUGUCUUUAAAACAGCUAUUUUUUUUGCUGAUUUACACAGUAAAGCUGUGUACUUUUACAAUCAAAUGUUGUAUAAGAACACAUUAACAUUUGUAAAAAAUUCAGAUUUUUGAUGUUAAUGUGAGGUAGAGUGUUUCUUUUUUGCAAUCAACAUUAAAUUACAUCUUUUCUUCUGUAAUUUGCCUUCACAUAAGGUAUGUCUGAUGUAUAUUUCUGCAGAUGAAGUGCCCUCACAGGUCAAACUUGGUGUUUUAUUGGAGACCUCAAGUUUUCUUAACCUGCAGCUGCACUUAGGCUCAGUUGCAUCAGAUUAGACCCUCAUUCAUCCGGGGUGCAAAUAAACACGAUCCGGUAUUAAGAGGCUGCAGCGGAAAGGGGAGUGACGGAGGUGUUGAGUUUCAUGUCAAACCACCUGUGAGGAGCCUCUUAAGGCGCUGGUUCACGGCUCCAGGCAGCACAGAGACUCCAGCCUCUCAGAGAAGCUCCAGUCACCCGAAUGACCGCACCGUUAACCGAAGCGCAGAGUUUACACCUAAGCAUGGAGAGCCGGAUCAGACCCCUCGGCCUGUCCGCCUCCGGUCCGCUCGGAGGCCUCCAGGUGCCCCCGUCCCUCCUGCGCCCUCCGCCUCCGCCUCCUCUCUUCCUCCGGACCUGUAACCCGGCGCUGGAGAGAGGAUACCCGCGGACCCCGAAGUGCGCCCGAUGCAGGAACCACGGCGUCGUGUCUGCUCUCAAAGGCCACAAGCGCUUCUGCCGCUGGAGGGACUGCGUGUGCGCAAAGUGCACGCUGAUAGCAGAGAGGCAGCGGGUGAUGGCGGCGCAGGUGGCCCUCAGGAGGCAGCAGGCACAGGAGGAGAGCGAGUCCCGGGAGCUGCGGCUGCUGUACCAGGGAGGGGACGCAGGGAUCCUGCAGGGAUCACCAGUAGGAGCCGGUGUCCAAGCAGCCUCCAGCAACACCGCAGCAGCUCCGUGUUUUGAUGUUUUUGGAACCGAGAACCACAAAGAUGAUGACAAAUUAAGCAAGUAUAACUUUUAUAACGGAUUCAUGGGUCGGCCUCUCUUCGCCCCCCGGCUCUCCUCACCAGUGGACACGCAGCAGCAGCACCUGUCUCCCAGCCGGGACACCUCCGCUCCGCUCUCCGGUGACAGCGCGAGUCCAUCCCCGGUGUCCGACCAGCGCUCUGACCACACAGACAGUCCACACAGGUCGCUCUCCUCCUCGGAUCCGGAGUCUUCGGGCAGCGAGUCGGAGAAACCGAAGGACUACCCGAACCUGGAGCGGGACCCCACCGACAUCAUGGCCAAGAUCUUCCCCCAGCAGAAGAGGGACACUCUGGAGUCUAUGGUGAGGACGUGCAAAGGUGACAUAGUGAAAUCCAUCGAGCUGGUGCUGAGCUCCAAGGAGAACAAACUGGACUCUGAUGGCACGUCUGGUCUCCAGAGCGCUCUCAGGCCUUCCUUCGGGCUACCCGGAGCGCUCGGAGCUCUGGGGAACAAGUCCGCCUUCUCCCCGCUGCACAUGCCUCCAGUGGCGGGAGGAGACGGUCUGUUCGGCCUCGGUCCCCGCCUCGGUGUCAGUCCCCUACGGCUGGCUUAUUCUUCUGCUAACGGCGGCAUGGCCAGCUUCAUGUCUCCGUACGUGAGCUCCGGAUUGAUGCCGGUGUUUCCGCUGCGUCCUGCGCCGCUGGACUCUUAUUCCUUCCCAGGAAUGAUCCGAGAUCUUUCUUACCUCCACAGCAAAGAGUCUCUUUGCAGCUCAGGCCUUUACACACGACUCAACAGUGAUAAAUGACUAUAAAUACUGACUCAUAAAACCUGUAAAGUGUCUUUCAGAUUUACUUUUCAAGUGCCUCAGUUAAGAUUCUUCUCAAACAUGUUUGUUUUUUUAAUAAUGUGCAUUCAGUAAAGAUUCUUUAUUGAUAAUAAACAUAUUUUGUUGCUUA